AUGGAUGACACAGAGCGACGAAGCGCAAAGAGGUCGCGUUUCGACCAGACAGAACCGGAGCCCCGAAGAUCGAGGUUCGACCGCCGUUCUCGUUCUCCCCCGGCUCAAAAGCCCGAAUCUGGCCGGGAGCGCAGUCCUCUUUCUGGCAGUGGACGCCAUGACACCCCAGACUCGGCAAAAUCCCCAGUCGACCCAGCGGCGGCGGCGGCGGCGGCUGCCGCAAAGAUCAAUGCCCAGCUCCAGGCUCGAAAGGGCAUCCAACAUGUCGAUGUCCCUCCAAUCCGCUCUUCCGAGUCACCUGCGGGCAAAUCCGGCGGAGCUAACCCGACAGCCAACAUCAACGGCGAGAUGUACAUAGCAGACGGCGAUUACAUCAAGGAUAUCGAAGUGAACGAUCUUCGCAACCGCUAUCUCUUGACAAAGGGCUCUACACAGAAGAUGAUCAAAGAUGAAACUGGUGCCGAUGUCACGACCCGCGGCAGCUACUAUCCUGACAAGAGCAUGGCGACACCUGCGAACCCUCCUUUAUACCUUCAUGUGACGAGCACGAGCAAGGAAGGACUGGAAAAAGCAGUCGAGAAGAUCGAGGAGAUGAUGAAGCAGGAGUUGCCCCAGCUUGUCGAUGAGCGACGAUUCCGACGUCGAGAGCAGGAGACAGUCGAGCGAGACGAGUUUGGACGGCGCAAAUGGCCCGAGGAAAAGAUCCCGAUCACUCUCGAGCCUGUGCACGGCUUCAAUCUGCGUGCGCAAGUCGUCGGACACGGUGGCGCCUAUGUCAAGCACAUCCAGCAGGAGACUGGUUGUCGUGUGCAGAUCAAAGGUCGUGGCUCGGGCUACCUGGAAGCUUCCACAGGCCGUGAGACCGAUGAGGACAUGUUCUUGCAUGUUGCGGGACCGGAUCCAAAGAUGGUCGAGAAGGCAAAGGAGCUGUGCGAGGACCUGCUCGAGAAUGUCAAAGAGCAGUACGAGCAGUUUAAGAGCAGGCCGCCUCGUAACUACGAGCGCUCUGGGCAGUACGGUGAUCGGUAUGGCGAUCGGUACGGCGAUCGGUACGGUGACCGACAUGGGAGCCACUCUGGCUCGUACCAGGGAUACGGUAACCAGAACCAAGGAAGCUACAACUCACCUGCACCGGGCGGUGGUAGUUCUGCAUCGCCCCCUCCAGCGGCACCGGGAGCCGCCGCCGCCAGUGACUAUGCUGCUCAGUAUGCUCAGUACUAUGGAUCCGAUCCGUACGCCCCUUACGGCGGGUAUGCAGCAUACGUACAGUACUAUCAGCAGUACUACAGCGCCGCGCAGGCUCAGCAGCAGCAGGGCUCUCCCCCGCCUCCAGGCACUUCAAGCACCUCGCCGCCGCCGCCGCCCCCAAGUGAAGCCGCUCCUCCACCGCCGCCGCCGCCCAGCGCUGCUCCGCCACCACCUCCCCCUUCGAGUAGCGGUGGCUAUAACUCUGUAUGA
Molecule: messenger RNA, 1458 nt
Organism: Thyridium curvatum
Lineage: Eukaryota; Fungi; Ascomycota; Sordariomycetes; Thyridiales; Thyridiaceae
Exons: 6
Coding region: 1-1458 (485 amino acids)
Cellular component (GO): nucleus
Molecular function (GO): RNA binding
Source: RefSeq, a predicted model, not a curated record